This is a messenger RNA of Aureobasidium melanogenum CBS 110374, 948 nucleotides long. RefSeq names its product nicotinate-nucleotide pyrophosphorylase. Gene Ontology annotation, biological process: quinolinate catabolic process; NAD+ biosynthetic process. The coding region runs from base 1 to 948 and encodes 315 amino acids. Gene Ontology annotation, cellular component: cytoplasm. NCBI's taxonomy places the organism in Eukaryota, Fungi, Ascomycota, Dothideomycetes, Dothideales, Saccotheciaceae. The transcript is spliced from 2 exons. Gene Ontology annotation, molecular function: nicotinate-nucleotide diphosphorylase (carboxylating) activity. The record is from RefSeq and is a predicted model, not a curated record.
AUGCCAAUCACUUCUGGAGCCCCCGCCCACGGCGACCCAGCACAUCUGCUGCCACCAUCCUGGACCAGCAUCAUCACCGCCUGGCUAGCUGAAGACACUCCCUCCUUCGACUAUGGCGGUUUCGUCGUAGGCGCUGCACCCGCUACUGCCCGCUUGCUCGCAAAGUCUCCUGGUAUCCUUGCUGGUGUGCCCUUUGUGGAUGAGAUCUUCAAGCAACUGGAGUGUAAGGUGGAGUGGUUGGUCAAGGAAGGCGAUCUCGUGGGCCAGAAUGGAAAGCAGCAUGUAGCCACUGUUACGGGGCCUACGCGGAACCUUUUGCUCGGCGAGAGAGUAGCUUUGAAUGUGGUUGCUAGGUGUUCGGGCAUUGCGACAAAAUCCCAAUCCCUCCUUACCCUCCUCCGCAACGCCGGCUACAAAAACACCCUCGCUGGUACCAGAAAGACCACCCCCGGUUUCCGUCUUGUCGAAAAGUACGGCAUGAUUGUUGGAGGCUGCGACCCCCACCGUCAAGAUCUAUCAACCAUGACCAUGCUCAAAGACAACCACAUCUGGGCCUGCAACAACAACAUCGCCACCGCUGUCUCUGCCGCAAAAGCCGCCGGCGGUUUCGCCAUCAAAGUAGAAGUGGAAUGUCAAUCCCUCAACGAAGCAGAGCAAGCAUGCGACGCAGGUGCCGAUGUAGUCAUGCUGGACAACUUCACACCCGAAGAAAUGAAGAAAGCAGCAAGAAGCCUGAAAGAGAAAUAUGGUAGUGGACCUAGAGGGCCUUUGGUGGAGGUCAGCGGUGGCUUGACCGAGGACAAUGUAAGUGAUUAUGUUAGUGAUGAUGUGGAUGUUAUUUCUUCGAGUAGUAUCCAUCAGGGUACCAAGCAUGUGGAUUUCUCGCUCAAGAUUGUGCCUAAGGGUCAAGAAGCCAAGGAUGGCAAGGGAGAGAGCACUGCUACUUAA